This is a messenger RNA of Arabis nemorensis, 1131 nucleotides long. Lineage: Eukaryota; Viridiplantae; Streptophyta; Magnoliopsida; Brassicales; Brassicaceae. The record is from the annotation of a GenBank genome assembly.
AUGACGAUUCCUGCGGCAUUUGUCUUUGUCCCUGUUGGUGUCCUCUUCUUGGUCUCAGGCCUCAUUGUCAAUCUCAUUCAGCUUGUGUUCUUCAUCAUUGUUCGUCCAUUCUCAAGAAAUUUAUAUAGAAGAAUCAAUAAAACCGUUGCGGAGUUACUUUGGUUGCAGCUUAUAUGGUUGAUUGAUUGGUGGUCUUGUAUAAAGAUCAAUUUAUACGCAGAUGAAGAAACUCUAGAGUCAAUUGGUAAAGAACAUGCACUUGUUUUAUGUAAUCAUCGAAGUGACAUUGAUUGGCUUAUUGGAUGGGUCAUGGCUCAGCGUGCGGGUUGUCUUGGAAGCUCUUUAGCCAUCAUGAAGAAAGAAGCAAAGUAUCUUCCAAUCAUAGGUUGGUCGAUGUGGUUUUCGGAUUACAUUUUCUUGGAAAGAAAUUGGGCUCAAGAUGAGAAUACCCUCAAGGCAGGUUUUAAAAGACUUGAAGACUUUCCUAUGACAUUUUGGUUGGCUCUUUUCGUUGAAGGAACUCGUUUCACUCAGGAAAAGCUUGAAGCUGCUCAAGAUUAUGCUUCUUCAAGAGGCUUACCGUCUCCUCGAAAUGUCUUGAUUCCUCGAACAAAGGGAUUUGUUUUCGCGGUGACUCAAAUACGGUCCUUUGUUCCUGCGAUUUAUGAUUGUACCUUAAGUGUUCAUAAGAAUCAACCUACACCAACUCUGCUUAGGAUGUUUAGCGGACAAUCAUCAGAGGUGAAUUUGCAGAUGAGACGUCAUAAGAUGAGUGAAUUACCAGAAACCGAUGAUGGCAUUGCACAAUGGUGCCAAGAUCUGUUCAUCACCAAGGAUGCUCAACUUGAGAAAUACUUCACAAAAGAUGUCUUUAGCGACUUAGAUGUUCACAAAAUCAACCGGCCAAUCAAACCAUUGAUCGUGGUCAUAAUUUGGUUUUGUCUCCUCAUAUGUGGUGGUUUCAAGGUGUUUCAAUGGUUAUCUAUGGUCGCCUCGUGGAAGAUCAUAUGUUUGUUUAUCAUCGUCUUGGUGAUUGCAACUACAACAAUGCAAAUACUAAUUCAAUCGUCUGAGUCACAUCGAUCAACUCCUGCUAAAAGACCUAUACAAGAACAACUCAUUUCUGCGUAA